CUAUCUAUCUAUCUAUCUAUCUAUCUAUCUAUCUAUCUAUCUAUCUACCUAUCUAUCUAUCCCUGCCUUCCUACCUACCAUCUAUCUAUUCAUUCUAUAGGUUCUGUUCCUCUAGAGAACCUGACUGAUACAAAUGGGUUUCAGGCUUCAUUGUUUGCAGGUGACAGUAAGACUCAGUACCUGUUUUUGCUCCAUGGGUGCAGUGGGCACUGUGUGUGUGCAGCUUUGGGGGAGUUGUUUCACCCUGGAGUUAAGGGCUGGGCAGCCUCUUCCCACUCUGAAUCAGGAAGAAGCAGGAUGCAGUCACAAAGGCAAGGCUAUUCCCAUGCUACCCUGUCAACCUGACCGUGGGGAAGACAGCCUGCCAGAACUUGUGGAACCAAACAGCCAUUUGCUGUGCUGGCCCACAGAGGCAAUAUACCCGAGAAUGGUGUGCUCCUAUUUUAGUCAGGUUCGACCUGGUUUUACCCUCUGAGGUUAGAAUUUGGAAGUAGGAGUUUUAAAGGAAGAGAUCAUGGUAGUAAGUGUGGUCAGGGACUCAGAAGGUGAUAGGGGAAGAGUCUCCAACAACCGCAGACCCCAGCCGAGGAGAGGGGAAAGGACCAGAAAAGAGGAAGAAACUCAGGUUCUGUCUCACGCCUGUGCUUGCCCUGUGUGUGAGCAGGCACUGUUCAUAUUUAGGUGAGGUUUUGUUGUCGAUUUUUUUUUAGCUUUUUGUUUGUUUGUUUGCUUCCUUUUAAAAUAACCUGAUCAAGAAAAUUUCUCACAGGCGCUCCUGCCAGCUUCUCUCUUAGUUGAUUACAGUUAGUAAGCAUACUUUUGAAGUGGGUUUAGUAAUUCCUAACUCCCAGGGGUUUGAAAACAUAAAAUGAGUGAAUAGGUGAGUCCGGGGUACACUCACAAGGACGGUUCAGCUUUCUCUUGGGGAUUCAGCAGAAGCAGUGUGGGUAGUGGAAUCUCACUGCCGUGGAAACUGCUAACUGCUAUUCUCUAACCUCUACCAGGCACCGAGCCUGUGCUCGUCAGCACGGCGUCUUCUGGUCACCAGGGUGUGGCCUUCACCUGUCAGUUGGCUUCACUCUUAAUCCGAUUUUUAAAAGUUAAAUAAGGCUGACAGGAGCCGGAUGUAGAUCGCUCCUGAGAGACACAGCCAGAAUACAGCAAACACAGAGGCGAAUGCCAGCAGCAAACCACUGAACUGAGAAUAGGACCCCCGUUGAAGGAAUCAGAGAAAGAACUGGAAGAGCUUGAAGGGGCUCGAGACCCCAUAUGUACAACAAUGCCAAGCAACCAGAGCUUCCAGGGACUAAGCCACUACCUAAAGACUAUACAUGGACUGACCCUGGACUCUGACCUCAUAGGUAGCAAUGAAUAGCCUAGUAAGAGCACCAGUGGAAGGGGAAGCCCUUGGUCCUGCUAAGACUGAACCCCCAGUGAACUAGACUAUGGGGGGGGGGAGGGCGGCAAUGGGGGGAGGAUGGGGAGGGGAACACCCAUAAGGAAGGGGAGGGGGGAGGGGGAUGUUUGCCCGGAAACUGGGAAAGGGAAUAACACUCAAAAUGUAUAUAAGAAAUACUCAAGUUAAUAAAAAAAAAUAAAAAUAAACAAAAAAACAAAAACAACAACAAAAAACAGUUAAAUAAAAAGAAGCAUGGUGGCGUAUGCCCAUCCUCCUAGCACUUGGGAGGGUGGUAAUUAUAAGACCCUCCUGGAAUACACAAUGAGACCCAGCCUCAAAAAUAGCUAUUUCUAACUAGUGUAGUAUAUUACAUAAAAUGACUUUUACUUGGUUUAAGAUGAAAGAUGACCAAGAACUCACAAUGUCAUGCAGUCUUGGAGUUUGGGGCAUGUAUAAGACCCGAGGCUAAGGGAGAUUUAGGGAACACAUCUCAUUUUGCAUGCUCCUGUGUGUAUCUUCUAUACCCUCCCGUCUACUCAGCGGUACAGCCUUCUAGUUGAGUGGGUGUCUCAUGUCUAUAGUGGGUGGCCUUUUUGUAUGUGGUUCCUUGAGCGGUUACGUUCUUUGUGGCUGAUGGGUUUGGUUUUAUGAAACAAAGAGGUCCUGAGGCCCCGAGAAGAUGCCGGCUUCCGGUUCCAGGAGCGAGCUUCAUGGCGCCUGCACUUCCCACUUCAGGCUCUCUUUCUGGGAGGGGAAUUGGCCCUUGCUGCUCGUUUCCUGCCUGCUUAGGAAGGACUUAAAAGUUACCUGGAACUUGGCCUACUAUGAAGUCAGUAUCUAGAAUAUGCGAGUGGGAAUCAAAAUGGAGACAUAACUCAAACGAAUGCUUUGUAAUUUGGGUCAUUCAUUCACCUACCCAUUCACUCACCCACCUAUAUUUCAAUCCCAUUACUCAUCCAUCCUUCUACCCAUCCACUUGUCCACCCCAUUCAUCCAUCCAUCCACCCACCCACCUACCCAUUCAUCCAUGUGUCUGUCCAUCCUUCCAUCAUCCAUCCUUUUAUCCAUCUACAUGCCUGUCUAUCUUUCCAUCCAUCUAUCGUCCAUCAUCCAUUCAUCUACCCAUCCAUAUGUCUGUCCAUCCAUCCAUUCAUCCAUGUGUCUGUCCAUCCUUCCAUCAUCCAUCCAUUUAUCCAUCCAUCACCCAUUAUCCAUUCAUCUACCCAUCCAUAUGUCUGUCCAUCCAUCCAUCCAUCCAUCCAUCCAUCCAUCCAUCCACUCAUCCACCUAUCCAUCCAUCAUCCAUUCAUCAUCCAUACAUCCAUACAUCUAUCAUCCACCCACCCAUCAAUUUUCUGACAAUCCAGGUAUCCAUCUAAUUGUCCAUCUAUCCACCUGAUCACCCACCUAUCCCACCCACUCACCCAUCUAGUUAUCCACCUACUCAAAUUAUCUGUCCAUCUAUCUAUGUACGCAUCCACCUGUCCAUCUGAACACUCACCGUCCGAUCAUCUACUCAUCCAUCUAUUCAUUUUAUCGUGCACUUAUGCCAAAGCUUUUAAAAUUGUUACUGCUGCCUCUUCCGUGGCGUCCUAGACCGGCGUGCUUCUUGUGUCUGGGUACUGGCGCUUCCCCAUAAACAUACACUUGUGUGGCUUUGAAUGAUUUUCUUGAGCUCUCUGUGCCUUAGUUUCCUCAUCUGCAAAAAGAUCAAUACACUGGAACUUGUAGCUCACUUUUAAGAGCUAAAUGACGCAACCCAUUGGAGGCACAGAACUGAGAGUGCACAUAACAUGUGGUGGUUUAGAGUUUUUGUGUGUAGGCUGUUUUCUGAAGGCAAAACGGGCUUUGCCAACUUGCCCAUCAUCAAUGUAAGUGCUUCAGGCGUUGAUACCUUUCUUCUUAGCAUAGAGAGAGGGGCAGGCGCCUGUGGUCUUUAUUCUUGCAGAUUUGGGAAAAGUGCUGAUACGUUGAUAGAGUUUUCCAUACUUUUGAUCCUGGUGAACUCAAUCAGCUCUUGUUUGUGCAUUGGUCACUUCAUAUUUAUAUUUUCUCCCCACAAUUAACACUCCCAAAUGAUUCUCUUAAGAGUGUUUCCGUUUCACACCGAAGUAUAAAGUUGAAUUGAUAUAUAUAUGUACAUAUACAUAGUUUAAGUUGCAACAAUUGUUUUCAUUUUUUUUUUUCAAAUCUAGAUUGUAUUGCUUUGAUAUCUUGGAGAUUUAAAAUUUUAUUUCCUAACACCUUUUGGAUUUUCCUGUAAGUUUAAAAACACCAUAACCUGUGUGCAGUUGAUUUGGUGCAUAUCUUUACUUUUGUUUACAUUUAAUUCUCGAGCUAGACCUGGCUCAUACUCGUAGGUGACAACAUAUCAUAAUUCCAUAAUUUCUUUUACUUAACUAGCGGUCCACACUUUAAUAAAUGUAGAAUCUAAAAUGUCAUUUUGCUAUAUAUGGAAUCUAAUGUACAUAUAUAUAUUAACUUACAUAUAUAUGGUUAUGACCACUUCGUGGCAUACACAUGUAUCUGUAGGCAUGUCUGUGUUUCUUAUAUAAUUCCAGUUUCUGCUUGUGCUUCUUUAUGAUAGUUUUCUGUUGUAAUAAAUAUUACUACAAGUCUAAACUCAGUUUAACAUACCCCCCCCCAGGCUAUUUCUGCUUCUUAUUUACUUAAAAUAAAUUUGUGAAGUUUAAAAAAAAUUCCAGAUGGGAUUUUGAUUAAAAUUGCUUGAAGUUUGAAGUUGAGUUUGAGAAAAUUAACGUGUUUACAGUAAUGAACUUCCCAUCCACAAAUAUAGAAGUGUCUCCAUUUGGUAUAAAUGCGUUUUAAAACAUGUUGCCGUUUUGCAGAUUUCUUCAUUGAAUCUUGCACUGUUUUAUUUUUAUUUUUAUUUUUUUUGGUUAAAUUUCAUUUCCAGGCAUUUUUUUUGUUGCCUCUCUAAAUAGGGUAUUUUUCCUGCUAUAUUUUCUAAGCAGUUAUUGCUGGUUGUUGACUAGGUCUUUUUUUUUUUCUUUUUUUGUAACCAGACAGAUUUCUGAAGUUGCUUCUUAAAUCCUUUCCACUUUAUUCUCUUCAUAAGAUGUGCGAUUGGAAAGUGAAGUCCCAUCUUUUGACUUUCAUACCCUUGUUUGAUUUUUCUUAUCGUAUCGCUUAGAGGUUAUGAGACAGUAUUAGAAUUAAUGCCCUCCAGUCAUGAUGGUGGGACUUCACAAACCGUGGAACCAUAAUGGGUAGGUGGGCCUGGUCCUUCUGAAUGGUGCCUUCAAAGGCGUCUCCUUUGCCUCUCUCUGUCCCUCUGAUUAGAUGGCUCCUCCCCACUCUCUACCCCUGCAGAAGGGUAAGUUGUAGAGUGGAGGUGGACCUCUGGUGGACCAUGGGCCAUGAGGUGGGCCUGUGGUGGGAAACCAGGGGGCCGGGCAGCCUCUGGCUUUGUUACAUCUGGGUAGUGUCCUUUCGUGGACCAUAACCAGGAUGUCAGCCAGGAUUACUUCACUGAGCCUUGCAAGCUUCGACCCUGCCUAGUUCAGUCUGUUUUGCCUUCCCUUCUUCCCUCCCUCCCUUUUUUCUUUUUACCUCUUUUGAAGAUAUCCUCUCAUAUGUUCCAGACUGACUUUCAGUUUUGAAUUCAUUACAUGGCUGAAGAACAACCAGGAACUUCUGGUCUUCCCGCCUCCACUUCCCCAACACUGGGAUUGUGGGCGUGCCCCAUCAUACCAGGUUUAGGUGGUAUUGGGAAUGGAAUCUGGGACUUCCCUACUGCUAGCUAAACUGAGUGACAGGCGUCAGCUGUUGCUUGUCUUUCCUAGUUUUUCUGAGCACUUCUUGGGCCCUCUUUUCACACAUCUUCUCUACCUCUUACUCCCUUCACUCACACAAACCCACCCAUGGGAUACCUGACAAUGAAGGGAACCGUGUCCUAGGAUCCCGAGGGUCACUGUGUCUCCAUUAGGUCCUUUUCUGCCUGCGCUAUCCUGCACUCAUAGCUGAGCCCUAAUCUGCAUUUUUUUGGUAGCUGUAUAGACAGAGGUCACAGGUGUAGGGCAGGGGUGAGGUGGGGCCUCUUCUCUGUCAGAAGGCAGAGCUAUGUGGCUCAGUGAGUCACUCCACUCCCACCCCCUGAGCUCUGAGCUGGCGAUGCUUGUCUCAGGGCUGGUGUGGGUGGCGGUGUGGCUGGCAGGGUGUGGGUGGGGCCAGCACACCCCAGAAGGUAGUGACAAGCUGGGUGCUGCUAUGAGCCUGCUAGGGACAGGCCUUAGACCUUUCCUGCAUGGACUUUUGCCCUUGCUCUUUUUUUCUUUUCUUUUCUUUUUUUUUUUUUUCUUUUUCCGGAGCUGGGGACCGAACCCAGGGCCUUGCGCUUGCUAGGCAAAUGCUCUACCACUGAGCUAAAUCCCCAACCCCCUGCCCUUGCUCUUGGUCUUUGUCCCUGUGAAAUCAUUUCCCUUCUUUCCCUUCAAGCCUUCGGACCCUUCCAGUCUCUGUUUUAAUUGUAAUAAAGUUCACGUGCAAUCUGUCAUCUUAGGCAUCUCUGAAAGCCUAGUUAGAGGAAGGAAGGACAUUCUCAGUGAUGGACAGCUCUCCCUGUGGCCCAUCCAGAUAGCUCUUUUUAUGCAACAUUGAGACCCUCUGUGAUACGCAUGCCCCAUUCUCCUGCCUCAGCCCCCGGAAGUGAUUAUUCUAGUCUCUAAGAAUCUCACUACAGUUCAUGGAAGUAGAGUCAUGUAGUUGUUUGGAAACAGACUUUCUUUCCUCAGUAUUUCGUCCUCAGGGUAUUCACACCACAGCAAGGAUCAGUGUUUCCUUUCUUUGGAAGCUGAGUAAUCCUCUGGUAUACACACGUCCUAAUUCCAUUUGCUCGUGUGAGGAAAACGCUCUAACCACCUGGGGGUACUUCCUCAGCAACCACAUUUUUUUUUUUUUUUUUUUUUUUUUGGUUCUUUUUUUUCGGAGCUGGGGACCGAACCCAGAGCCUUGCGCUUCCUAGGUAAGCGCUCUACCACUGAGCUAAAUCCCCAGCCCUAUUUAUUUAUUUUUUAAGCAGCUACUUCCCUAGCCUGCCAACUUCAACGUUUGAAUAAACAUUAUUGUUAUCGUAAUGAUUCACAUGCCUACAAUCACUGGACCAAAAGAACAUUCUACCUAACUUCCCAUAAAAAGGGGAAUUCUAUGGAGAGACUAUCUUGUGUAUUGUAUGGAUGCAGCACCUGUCAAUUAAAAAGCCUGUGGCUUAGGCAGGAAAUAGGAGGUGGGACAUCCGGGAGGAGAAAGACUUCUGGGAUAGAGCCAGGUUUGGAAAUUCCCAGGGGGAAGAUGCCUGGUACCUGAACAUGGUUAGCUAACUGGCGGAAUGUAGGCUGGAAUAAACGGGACAAUUUAAGUCAUAGCUAGUCAGAGAAGAGCCUAGCUAUCUGGCCAAGGUGUUUGUAAAUGUAUUUUGAGUCUGAGUCUUAUUUCUGGAAGCAUGGGGCUGGGAGGAAGAACCUGGCCUAAUCUCAACACAAGUCAAUGUCAUGGAGAGUGGGAGAUUAGAAAAGUAAAAAUUAGGCUGAAGAGGCUGCCCAGUGGGAAGAGCUAGCAAUGUUCCUCCAGAGGACCGGAGUGUGAUUCCCAGCACCAAGUCAGCUUCCCACGGCUCCAGGGAGAUUCGAUGCCCCUGACCUCUGUAGGUGCUUGUUGUGCAUGCGCAAACAACCACUUACAAGUGCACACAAUUAAAAGCAAUUCCCUCUACAAAUUAGUGACUUAAUAAACUAUAGAGAAUGGGGGUGCAGAGAGCCCAAUUGAUGAAGUGCUUGCCCCGCAGUCAGGAAAACAUGAGCUGUAUGUAAAAAGAACUGGAUGUAGUAACUUGUACUAGUAAUGUUUGUAUUGGUGGGAUGGAGACUGGAGGGCCCCUGAGGCUCGUUGACCUGUCCGCUUAGCUCAGUCAGCAAGCCCCAGGUCCAGGGAGAGACACCACCGUUUCCAAGAACUAGAUGGGUAUUCAGGAGAGCUGAUUCAGCAGCACUUACAGUUCGUGCAGAGGACCUGGGUUCCAUUUCCCAAACCCACAUAGCGGCUCACCAUCAUCUGAAAUUCCAGUUCCAGGGGAUCCAGUGCCCUACUCUGGCCUCUGAGAGCAUCACGCGUGCACAUGUUGUGCACACAGACAACACACUCAUACACAUAAAGUAAAGUAAAUCUAAAAUACACCAGAGUGGAUGAAUCCUGAGGAACGACCCCCGAGGCUGAACUGAACUCUGACUCCUGCACAUGAGCACGCGCGCACGCCCACACACACACACACACACACACACACACACACACACACACACACUCACAAUCAGGCCCAGGGCUAGUAGUCCCAUCUUGUGUUGCAGUCUCAAGCAUCUGCCCGUCUAACCCUGAGCGACCUGCCCUGGACUGCACAGGGCAAUGAACUCGAGACUGACUAAUCUCACUAAUUCUUGCCAGAAACAGAGGUGAGUAAGAGAUACUGAAAACAAUUAUACCUUGAACUCAAUGAUUAGUGAGUGUAGGCAGUUUUUGGUUGGGAGAGAUUCUGGGAAACGGUAUGUUUUGCCUCCAGGGAUUGGCUUCAUCCUCUAGGGCAGUGACUGCCAAGGAGAUUAAAUGCCAUUAGAUUACAUCAUAGAACUCUCAGCCUGGCUUCUGAGGGGAGAUAAGACUUGGGGAGAAGAAUGAGCAGAAAGGACCUUUGCAGUUACUGUGACAGACCGGGCAAAAGGCCAUCUUUGGGUGUGAUCUGAUAGAAGUCUCUAAGGCUCUUGGCAAUUGCGGGGAUGCAUUACUUGGUCUCCAGAGCACUGAGUGGUUUCCCUUGUGGUGACAACUGCUCUCUGUGAUUGGCAAAGUCCUGGGGAAAGUCUGCAGCCAAGCCACUCCUCUCCACUUCUUCUUGUACUGAUGGCCAAUGUUGCAUGUUGGCCUACCAGCCAUGUCCCCAGAUGACAGGUUUACAAAAUGUCAUUUCCUGCUGGACCUGAAGUAAGGACACCCAUGCCUUCGAGGAGGCCGCUGUCAACCUGUCCAGGGAGCCCUGGAGAAGGUCCAGGAUUUUCAGCAUCUGUGGAUUGGGGAGAUAGGACAGAGCUACCGCACAGCCAGAUGGCAUUAGGAGACUACUAAGAAUGUGCUAGCAAAAAUGGAAAAUGACGCCUCUUACUAAACUCCUUUCCACCCGUAGCUUGACCCAGGCCCAUUUGAAAUCCUUAGAGUGCCUUGAGGUAUGUACACCAGAGAAGCUGAGCUAAUAAUUUUUUGUUGUUGUUACACAACUGACUUUUCAGACUUGUUUUCCAUAGCCACCUCCUAGUCCCAUUCUCUUCUCCGCAUACCCUUCGCAGAAGAGACACAAGGUUCACAGGACUCUGAGGUGGGAAUUAUACGUGGGAAGGCUGCUAUCAGCAGCCCGGGUGAUUUCACUCUUUUCUGUGUAUGUCCCCAAGUUUCCUUUGCCAAUGGCUUUGUCUUCAUUUGGAAUACCGAAUAAACAGGUCAUGACACCCGGGCACAGGUGAUAUAGUUCAGAAAUGGGUGUGGUAUGUGUGGAAUGUGUAGUGAUUUGUGAGUGUGUAUGAGUGUGUGUGAGUGUGUGAGUGUGUGUGAGUGUGUGUGUGAGUGUGUGUGUGAGUGUGUGAGUGUGUGAGAGUGUGUGUGAGUGUGUGUGUGAGUGUGUGAGUGUGUGAGUGUGUGUGAGUGUGUGUGAGUGUGUGUGAGUGUGUGUGUGUGUGAGUGUGUGUGAGUGUGUGUAUGAGUGUAUGCAUCUGUGUGGUGUGCCUGCCCACUUCUAGUGUCUUCCCUAGUCAGUGUCUGUGUGACUUUCUCUCGCCAGACAUGGAGCGAGACUACACUGGUGGGCCAGAAAGCCCCUAGGAGCUGCCUUCUUGUGCUAGGAAUACAGAUAUACACCACUGCACCCAGCUUUUUAUGUGGGUUCUGGGGAUCUGAAUCUGGUGUUGCCCUGACCCGUGACCCCCAGCCCAGUUUAGUUCUCUCUUGAGAACAAAUGGGAUAAAACACGUCCUUUACCCCCUCUAUGGUAUCUCUGUCUUAGCUCUCUGCUGAUGCCCAGGGUCUUCACCAUCAGUGCAGACAUUUCGCCGUUGCUAUUUGAGAUACUUCAAUUUUGGAUUCACCUCUUGAGAGUGAAAGCAGGUAAUUAAGGGCCACCGUCUCCCUCCAGUUUUAUGAGGUGACCUGUGCAUAUUCUAGCUUCAUGUAUCUGUUCAUCUGGGAACAUUUUCUUUCUGGGCGCCUGCAGCCUGUCUCUCUUUGCAGACUGUGGACAGCAGAACACUCCUGCCAAGAUGUGAUUCAAAGGGGCUCCAAACUCGAGUGGAGCUUCUAACACAAGGAAUGUAUUUUUCACAGACUCUAGGAUACUGUCAAUUGAAAAUGGCUUUAGCCAGGCAGUGAAGACUGAACUGUUAAGGUAUGCUACUCCUCUACUAUAAAAUGCUUCCUGAUUCCAGCAGUGUUAGGAGCCUGGCACCAUCCUCCAUGAAAUCUGGCAUCUUCGUGGUCUAAUCACCCAGUUCCUGCACACACUGUUGUUGUUACGGAUGUCACAAUACAAGUGAUGGGUCUGGUGGUUUGCCGUAUGCCUGUCUGUUUACUUUGGAGGGCAAAUAGGAAAGGGGAGCCUUGUAUCAUCCUUGGCCAAGAAAGUGCCAAAUCUGGGCCAAUCUGGAUUGAUUUUUCCUCAAGGUCGAGUGCAUAGCUGUCACUGUGGGAUUCCCUGCCCCCUCCGGUGUUGCGCCACAUCCCUCCUUUGUUGGGCUAGCUCCAUGCAUUUUGCCUGAUUUUUCUCACACUGUUGUUGGGAUGGGACUGACCUCUAGUAGGUCCCUGAGUAUAGCAGACAAGAAGAUAUUAGACAAAUAUUUGCAUAUCUAAAAAUGUCUUAAUUCUACUUUCCCACCUGACCAGUGGCUUAGCCGAGUGUGGACUUCUAGAUUGUAGGUGAUUUUCACUGAAGCAUCCUUCUAUUGCGUUUGGUUUUCAACCCGUUGGUCCACAACCUGUGUGGCUCCUUUGUUGGUGGGGGGAUGGGUGUCAAAUGACCCUUUUACAGAGGUCACUUAUCAGCUAUCUCCAAUAUCAGAUAUUUACAUUACGGUUCAUAAGAGUAGCAAGAUUACAGUUACAAAGUAGCAAUGAGAGUAGUUCUAUGGUGGUGGGGUUGGGGGUGUCACCAUAACAUGAGGAGCUGUAUUAAAGGGUCUCAGCCUUAAGAAGGUUGAGAACCUCCCUAUUGAGGAAGCCGAAGCCAUACGAUUUAUAAGAUUGUAUCAUGAGGUUUGGCUGUGUUGGGUCAUUGUGUGGCUAUGUGAUAGACUCUUUGGACAAUGAUCGAUUUUCAUAUUUUUGUCUCUCUGGUAAAAUGCCCCCAACAAAAAGCAACUUAGGGGAGAAAGAAAGGGUUUUACUUCAGAAUGCCAGGUUGCAGUCUCCUCCUUGUGAGGAAGCGUAGGUGAUAGUCGCAUGACAUCCGCAGUCUAGGACACAGGGACAUGAAUGGAUUCACAUUGAGCUCUCCACAGGAUUCUUGACUCUUAAAUACUCCAAGACACAAACCCAGGGAGUGAGUGGUGUUGCUCACGGUGGGCCGGGUCUUGCAACCUUAGUUAGCCAAACUAAGAAAAAUACUCACAGGCCAACUUGAUCUAGCCAAUUCCUCAUUGAGACAGUCUUCUCAAGUGAUUCUAGAUUGUAGCAAGCUGACAACUAAAAUGCACAGCCUGCGCCUGCGUUUAUGCAUGUAUGCGCAUGCGUGUGCGCAUGUGCAGAAGCUGGAGUUUGACAUCCGCCAUCUUUGGCUCUCCACCCUCUCUUUUGACAUGGGCUUUCUCUUUGAACCUGGGGCUCCUAGGGUUAGGCUAGACUUGCUGGCUAAUGAGUUUCAUGGAUUCAUUUGUCUCUGACUCCUCCGUGGUGAGGUUGCAGAGUGAACUCCCAGGCCUAGCUUUUUCCUGGAUUCUAGUGAUCCUAUCUUAGGUCUCCCUGUUUGCGGGGCAGGCACUUUGCCAACUGAGCUGUUUCCCUCGAUUCUGAUACUUGGGUUUUUGCCAUAGAAAUUUCCCAGGGUUAUUUUAUUGAUUUCUUCCCAUUUAGUUAUGUAUUUUCAUCUUCGUGAACUUUUUUUUUUUUAAAAAUACCUAUAGAUCUAAGUCCUCAAAGCUUUUGCACACAUUCCUUCCGUGUGUAUUACGGGUUUUUAUUCCAGAAGAUCCCCUUAAUUGAGUCUUUUUGCUAUUCCGUUUUUGCUUUACCAUUUUUAAUUCCCAAGAGUUUUUAAAAUUUGGUUCUGGAAACAUUCUAUUUUUAUUGCAGUCUAUUCUGUUGCCGCAUGUGUGUUUCCCCAUCUUGCCUGUUGGGAAUACUUAGCAGCUUUAUUGAGGUAAAAUUGACAUAAAUAUAAUCCUACAUGAAGUACAAAAUUCGACAAAUCUUUGACCUAUGUUUAACUUGUAGAGCUAUCACUUUCUUCAGCUCACACCUAUUACUUCCAAAUGUUUCCUUUCGACUCUCGUAAAUCCAUUCUUCACCAUUGGCCCCUGCCUGGUUUUCUGCCCAUCAGACACUACUCUCUGGAUUCCACAACUACAGAUCAAUCGCAUUCCCACAAUUUUAUGUAAAUGCAACAAUACUAUAUUGUGACAUCAUCCAAGUUUUUGUAUUGAUAAUUCAUUUUUUUUGUUUCUAAGUAGUGUCUUAUUGCAUAGGCAAAUCAUGAUUUAAUCCAUCAGUUCACUUAAUUGCUGGAUGUGUGAACUGUUUCUAUCUGCCAAUGAAGCUACGGGAUGCAUUGAUAGUAAAUCAUGGUGGGCUGGAUGCUGUCAUUUCUCUGAGGCAAAGGUAUAAAUUUGGAUUGGAGCAUUAUUGAUAGACAUUUUUGUUGCUAAACGUGCCCAGUAUGACUGUACUGUUGCUCUUUCUUACCGACACUGAACGAGAGCUCUGGUUUUUCUGCUUCUAAUACUUUGUCUGGUGAAGUUAUUAACUUUGACCAUUUUACAUGUGAACAUGGCAUCUCAUUGUGGUUUUAACCUGCAUCUCUUCCUAUUAGCUAAUGAUGCUGAAGAUUGUUUUGUUCUCUCACUUGUCACUUAUAUAUCUUCUUUGAUCAGGUGUCUUCUCACAUUAAAAUUUUUUCUUUAUUCAUUUUUGUCAUAUGAAUGCUUUAUCUGCAUAUAUGUCUGUAUGGCAUGUGUGUGCCUGCCUGGUCCCUGGGGAGGUCACAAGAGGGCAUAAGAUUCCCUGGAACAUGAGUUAUAGGCAGUGGCGAGCCACUAUAUAGGUGCUGGGAAUUGAACCCAGGUCCUCUGGAAGUGCAACCAGUGUUCUUACCCUCUGAGCCAUCUCUCCAGUCCCAUCCAAUCUUUUGCCAGUUCAAAAAUUGGGUUGUUUUUCUGUUACUGAGUUUCAUGGACUCUCUAGGUGAAAGUCUUUUUUAUUAAACUAAGUUUGAAACGUUUUCUUUCUCAACCCAUGACAUACUUUCUUUGUCUUAAAAAUAUCUUUCAGAGAGAAGUUUUAACUUAGGUAAUCUGUCUUUUGUUUUAUUUCUAUGAAUGCGAUUUUCAGUAUUCUCCUCUAGAGAGCCUUUGCCCAACCCAAAGUCUGGAAGGGUUUUUUUUUUUUUUUAAUCUUCUUCUAGAAAUUUUACAGUUUUAGGUUUCACAUUUAGGUCUGUGAUCAUUUUGAGUAAAUGUGUGGAUGUGGUGUAGGGUAUGACCUGGAAUCCAUUACGUGUCUCAGCACCUUUUGUUGAAAACGAUCAUCUUUUAUACUCGGCUGCUUUUGCUUCUCCAUCAGAAUCAGUUCUUAAUAUACACGUGGGGCUAUUUCUUCACACUCCAUUCCAGCCUUUUUGUCUUUUGGUUUAUUGUUACCAGGUUGUAUUGAUUACUAUAGUCUAUAACAAGUCUAAAUCAAGAAGGCUUAUUAUUCUUGCUUCACUCUGGGUUUUUCCAGUUCCAACAAGUCUUAAGACCAGCCUGUUAGUUCUUAUAGAAAAAUCUUUUAGGGGGCUGGUUGGAAUUAUGCUAACCCUAAGGAAGGGUCUAGAGAGCUGCCCUAGUGACCUCGAGUCUAUGGCUUGUGAGCUUUGUUCUUGUGUAUGUAGAUUUUAAAUACUCUUCAUCCACACAUCAUGGUUUUCAGUAUAUAAGCUGUGUGUGUGUGUGUGUGUGUGUGUGUGUGUGUGUGUGUGAUCCUGUUGAUAUAGAUUUUAAAUACUUUUCAUCUACACAUCAUAGUUUUCAGUAUAUAAGCCGUGUGUGUGUGUGUGUGUGUGUGUGUGUGUGUGUGUGUGUGUGUAAUCCUGUUGAUAUAGAUUUUAAAUACUCUUCAUCUACACAUCAUGGUUUUUAGUAUAUAAGCCUUGAAUACAUAUUUGUAUGUAUUUAUUUCCAUAUGUGUGAUACAUAUUUGUUACACAUGGGUGUAUGUACACAUAUGUAUGCAUAUUUGCAUGUGUAUGGGUGCAUGAGUGUCUGUGUGCACAUCACUCUGGGUUCAUGUGCACUUCUGUGCCUGUGCCUGCUGAGAAUCAUCCUUUGUUGCUCUUCCUCCUUAUUCAUCGAAGCAAGGUCUUUCAAUCAAAUCCAGAGCUUGUGACAUGGCUAAUCUCACUAGCCAGCGUGCCGUGGGGGGAAUCUCCUGUUUCUACCUUCGAAGGCUGGAGUUAGAGGCAGGCUGUCAUACCCACCUGGCAUUUAUGUGGGAUCUGUGGAUUCUAACUCUGGUCUUCACACUUCACAUGUCUGUGAAGCAGAUGCUUUACUGCUUGAACCAUCUUUCCGGCCCCGUGCACGCAUUUUGCCAGGUUGAUUCUUAAGAAUUUUGUCCACUUUUGGUAAUAUUGUAGGUGAAAAUACUUGCCAGAAGCGUCUUAAGGGAGAGAGGAAUUAUUUUGGCAUACGGUUUCAGUUCACCAGGGAAGGGAGACAUCAUGGCAGACAGGAAGCAGAGUGGAGAUUACGGGAAGGGCCCAGGGUGACAUAAUAACUCCCAAAGACCAUCCCUCCCAUAACGUACUUCCUCCAAGUGGGCUGCUCCUCUUCCCCUUAGUGGCUGCUCAAUAAUAUUAUUAUGUCAUGAGUCCAUCAGGGGAAUAAUCCGUUCACCAGAUGAGAGUCCUUGUUAUCUGUCUCUGGAAAUGCUUUAAUCCCAGAGGUAUGCUUUCACUAAUCUCUCAGGUGUUUCUUAAUCCUCUUAAACGGACAGUCAGGACCAACAAUCAGAAAUCCAAACUCCCAUCAGCUUGGCACACACAAACAUGUUUCCUAACCUAUAACAUUGCGCCAUUGGUCAUGUGCAGCUCAUAUUUAAAAAUUGCAUUCAGUCUAUUUCUGAGUCCCCAUAGCCUUCAAAGCUCCAUUACUCCAGUGCCCAAGCUUGAAGUCUCUUCUGGGACCCCAGGAAGUUCUUCACCAUGAAUGUCUGUGAAGCUCAGACACAGACUACAAACUUCCAAGAUACAAAGGUGCUGAGCAGACAUUCCCAUUCCCAAAGGGAGAACAGAAUCACAGCAAGGAUUGGACCAAUGCAAGACUGAAACCACGUAGGGCUAUCAUCACAUCUCAUGGUCCAUCAUCUCGGGCACUAGAUGGUAUGAGGUGACUACCAGUGGAUUUAGACUGCCACACCCUGUAGCCAUCCAUGCUGUUUGCAGCCCACAUGGUCCUGGGCUGGCUCGGCUUGUCCCCUAUGUCUGUCCUUGGCAAAUGUUCCACAUCCCUGGUGUCUCCAGUGUUCUGGUGUCUCCCCUUCAUUGCCCCCAUCCUAGCAGCGUUAAGCAUUCGUCUCUCAGGGGCUGCCUCCCUUAGGGCUUUUUACUCUACCACAGAUUGCCUCCCUCCCUGCUUUUAUUUCAAAUCUGAGUGGAAAUGUAGAUACUCUUAACUCAUUAGCAUGUCUGAAAAAAUCAGCAUCAGAUGGAUAACUUCAUUGUCAGCUUUAAGCUCAGGUAACAUCUACAUCCCCUUUGAAACAUGAUUAUAGUGAAUGUCUGGGCUGUUGAACCCAGGAAAAUACUUCCAGGGCACCCUAAGACUUUCUUAUCUCAAGGAAAAGUCUUUCCACUGAGUUUAUAAAUUUUGCACAGUGGCCAGUUCCUGAGAUACUCUUGAGUCAUCCUUAUUGUCCCAGUGCAAAACGUGUAGCUUCUUUGCUUAAGUGUCAAGAACCUCUUUAACAAUUAAACCUUUCUUGUUCCAAACUUUCAACUUGAUUUUUUUUGCAUUCUUUUCAAAUUAUUCUUCCAUACCUUUUGCUUUCAGUGCUCACUGUAAAUCUGUUGUAAAACAACAGCCCCAGAUAACCGUAUCCCAUCCUGAAAUCCCCUCCAAAUAAUCAGUUGUCUCUAAACUCAGCCUUAUUUAAAGCCUUGGGUCAAGAUAAAAGGUAUAAAUUCUUCCUCAGAAUAUAACAUAUGGUGCUAGUCUAAACUGACAGAGUCCCUGAUUCUACCUGAAACCCUAUGAGACCAAAUUUCACUGUCUGCAUUCUUAUUGGCACUUUGGACUUUGGACAUCUCACAAGAUUACUCUGCUCAUAGCAUUCAAUAGUACCUGUAACUCACAUCACCAAAUGUUUCCAAAUUCCUCUCAUAAACCAUUUCAAAGGCAUAAGAACCACAUGGUCAGAUUCAGUCAUGGCCAUAACCCUACUCAGUACUUGAAUAUUUGUUUUCUAAUCACUGUGCUCGAAAUACCUUCCAGAAGUAACUUAAAUUAUGUAGAAUGUAGUUUGGCCAACUGCUGAAGUGGUUCCAGCCUAUUCUGGAGAGGAGGCUCUUGUGGAGUGGAACAAAUUACAUCAGAGAGAAUACAACAAGGACAAAAUACAGUUCUCAGAACAUGUUCCUAGAGAGCAACUCCUUUCACAAACUUCCCAUAAUGCCAUCAUGCUAAGAACCAUCAAGGGUUUAUUAAUUCUUUAGGCAAGAGCUUUCAUUGUUUCAUUGUCUCUGAAAAUGCCCUCACAGCUAUAUCCUGAUCUAUGCUUCACUAAUCUCUUAAGUAUUUCUCAGUCUAACUAGGUUGACAAUCCAGACCAAUGAUCACAGUUUCUUUUGGAAGUCUGUGGUUGUCUGUUAUCGUCACGUGGAAAUGGGGCUGAUUCCUAUAUAUCUUUAAGUCAUGCAUCUUGCAGAAGUUAAUUAAUCCAUGGGCUUUGUAAAGAACUCAAUCUGAUCGCCUACAUUGAUAAAUAUGCUUUCUGGGAAUAAAAGCAGUUCGGGUGUUUUUAGCAUGCAUCUUGUUGGUGAACAGGCUUGGCAAGAGAACUCUCUCUGUGUUGUUGGGAUUUAAGUGUCUGGAAAGUGUUCCCAUUUCACCAGUUAAGUGUGAUCCCAGGUACAGAUAAUUUUUUGAAUAUUUGUUCUCAUCAAGUUAAGGAAAUUUCCUUCCGAUUCUAAUUUUACCAAAAUUUUAAAAAUAAAAAUGGUUGAAUUUUAUACACUUUUGAAUUGUUGGUAUAUUUGUAUUUUUUCAAAAUCUCUUAAAGAACAAAUCCCAUUCUUUUACUUUUGUGUGUUAGGGUGACUUUGCUUCCUGCAGAUAAGUUCUAGUUGGUUAUGAACUGUAGACAAUCUCAUGUGCUCUUGGAUUGGAUAUGCUAACUGGAGAGUUUUUGAUUCAUAUAUAUGACAGAUAUUGCCAUCAUAGAAUAAUUUGGGAAAUUUUACCUUUGCCUCAGUUUUCUAGAAUAUUUUUUAUACUUUUUUGAUAAUUAUUUUCAGUGGAGAUUUUUUUUUUUACAGAAAGACUGAAACUCUGUUUGUAACUUACUUAACAGUCACAAGGAUAUUCCUGUUAUCUGCUUAUUAAAUGAACUGUCUUUCCAGGUAUAAAUUUUACAAUAAAAUUUAUUGGCAAGUAAAUGUGUACUAAUUCCCUGAUUAUCAUAGUAUGUGUAGGAUCUGUAGUGAUGUCUCCUUUUUCAUUCCUUGGUAUCAGAUUUUAUGUAUGUAUGGUAUGUAUGUAGUAUGUAGUAUGUAGUAUGUAUGUAUGUAUACAUGUAUGUAGUUAUUUGUUUAUUUAAUUCUUCUGGUCAACCUUAUUAAAAGCUUACUAAUUUUAAUAAUUUUUGUCAUUGAUUUUUUUAACUGAUUUUUUCCUUUAAAUUUUUUCUUUGGAUAAAAAUAUAAUUUUUUAUUAAUUUUUUUGGAUCUUUAUUUCUUUUCUCCAUAUCUUAGGAUUUAAUUUUGUUAUUAAUUGUUCAAGAUAGAUUCUAAGUGAUUGACUUGCUUCUUUGCUCCCAGGCAGGUUUUAUUUCCAUCUUAUAAAUUAAAUACAUUGCAUUUAAUUUUGUUCAAGUUAAAUGACUUCCAUAGUCCCUCUGACCUAGUCUGCGUCCUGUGGAUGAUUUAGAAACACGUGGCUUGGUUUCCAAAUAUCUGGUGAUCUCCCAAAGAUAUUUCCGGUCCUUAUUUUUAACUUAACUCUGGUUUGGUUUAAGAAAUACUUUGUGUGAUUCUAGUCCUCUUAAACGUUUUGAGACUUGUUUUCCUGUCCUGUCCUGUGUAUAGGUUAUACUGACUGAUGUUAUCUGUCAUUUGAAAUUUAUGCUGCUAGUUUUGUGGAGUGAAAGUGUCCAUUAGAUUACUGUGAUCAAUGGUGGUUUUCAGAUUUUCUUAUAGUCUAGAUUUCUGUCCAUAAUGAUUUUCCCAGUACUUGUUCCCAUAUGUUUUGAGAACGGUAUCCUUAACAUAUCUUCAAUGAAAACAUGGAUUUAUUUUUUGGUCCUUCCAGUUGCGUUGAGUUUCUGCUCUCUGUGUUUUGCAGCUCUGUAAUCAGGCACAUGCCUGCUAUACAUGCUGCUAGGUUUGUGAUUCAAUUGCUUAUCUUCUUUCAGGGCCUGGAAGCCAACCCAGAGUCUUGUGUGCCCUACACAGAUGCUCACUCACUGGGCCACCCAUGGCCCCGCAUUCAAAACAAAUUGACCUUGUCCCUUUUGUGAAAAGACCUUUCUCUUCUCUAGUAAUAAACCGUGCUGUGAAAUCCGCUUUUCCUGGUAGGAAAGUGGUCAGUACGCAGCUCUCUUUCAUUAGUUUUAGCGUAGUUCACCUUCUCCCAUUUGGGUGAUUUGUGUUUCUUGUGUUAAGUGUUCUACCAUUCGCCAUCAAUCUUCUCACACUGAGUAUUUAUGACAUUUGAAUUUGGUAUUAUCAUCCAUCUGCGUAUUCUUAAUUCUGCGUUUGUUUUCUGUUUGUCCUGUUUUUGCUUGGUCCUAUACCUUUCAAUUUUCUGCUUUAUUCCCCACUAUCGGAUAUUUAAAAACCUAAUAUCUGGAGUAUUAUCUCUGUGUUUUAUAAUUUUAGUGGUUGCUCUGCAGCAAGCAUUUUCACUUUUCCUGCAUAUCUGGCAAUUCCUUUAUUUUUGCCUUCAGUUUUACAGCCUACCUUUGAAAGUUAUGUUCUCCAUCCUUUGACCUGCUGAUAAGUUAUCUCAGUUGUGUAUCUUAUUGCUCGGUUGGGGAUGAAUUGGAUUUUUCUUGAAGGUUUUUUUGUCUUCAUCUUUGGUUUCCAGCAUUUCGCUGUGAUAUGUCUGGCUGUGCAUAUUUUUGCAUGCAUUGUACUGGGAAUCCUAUGAGCUUUCCCGAAUGUGCAAAUGAUUUCUUUUCUCUUUCUUAAAAUCUGACAUGUUUUCAACCGUGGUUUCUUUUAGCAUUUCCUCUUCCCCCUUCCCUCUCUCCUUCUGGUCCUUCCAUUAUGUAUGGGUUGAUGUGCUGAUGUGCCCGGCGUUCUUAAGCUUCUCCAGUUGCAUAAUCACUGUUGACUUACCUUGAAGGUCACUGGUUCUUCCUUAGAACAGCUCCAGUCUAUGAAUCCGUCGUUAUCUUCUGCCAGGAAUUUCUUCAUUUUGCUUAUUGUGAUUCUCACCUCCAAGAUAUCCCCAGAUUCUUUAGUCUAUGUGACAUCACUGUCACCCUCUUUUCUUUCCCCCACCUCGUGACAUACGUGCGUGUAUGUGCUUGUGCGUACAUGUGUGUGUUUCUUUUGCCAGUGCGUAUGCACGGGCACAUAUAUGUGCGAGCGCAUAUGUAUCUAUACAUGUGAGGUCAGAGGUCAGCAUUGUGUGUCUUCCUCAGUAACUCCGCAGUAUUUUGAGCCUGAAGCUCACCAACUUAUAUAGAUUGGCGAGGCGGUGAACUCCAGGGAUCUGCCUCUCACAACCAUCCAACGCUUGAGUUACAGAUAUGCAUCACACCACUGUGCCUGGCUUUUUACGUGAGUGCUGGGGAUGUGAACUCAGGCCCUCAUGCUUGCGCAGCAAGCACUUUAUUGACUGAGUUCUGUCCCCCAGACUCCCACUCAGUUCUUUAAACAUGGCUUUCUGUAGAUAUUUGUAAAACAGUUGUUUGUCAGUCUUUGUUAAGUUUGGUAUUCAGACCCUCUCUGCCAGAGUCUUAGCAACUCUUAAAACCCAGGCAUGUUUAUUACAAAUUCACAUUUCUUCUGCAUGCCUCAAACCUUUGGUUCAAAAUUGUGCAUUCUAGAUAAUAUACUGUCUGUCUGUCUAUCUGCUCUAUAAUUACUAUAUAUUAUACUAUAAUAUACUACAUAUUAUAUACUAUAUGCGGUCAUUCUCGGAUUCUCUGUCUCUGGGCUUGCUGCUUUGUUUGGUCACUUGCUAAUUUCUUUAGUGAGGUGGGUAAGACAGAAAAAAGUGUUAUUGGCUUUGUUCAUGAAGUGUUAUGUACUACCCUACAGUGUAGGUGUUCUGGUGUCUCUACUUAGCUUCUCUUCCCUCUUUUCUUUACUCCCUUCUCCUCCAACCCCCCUCCCCCCACCACAGGUUUUAUACUUCUUUCUUUUAAGAGUAACUGAUCAAGUCUGAUUUGAGUUCCCCAUAUUUUUGUGGCUCUGGCCUCCUCUGUUUUUUGUAUCGCUUCUGUAUUAUAUCUUGGCUUCCUAAUAAUCCCCUUAUGGUCAACACAAGCUGCCGGUUGGUCAACAGUUAUACUUAUCCCCCUUUGGGUAGUUAGAUUUUCACUGUUUACCAUUGAAUUUUGUUGUGUUGGGGACUAGAGUCGGUGCAGUUUUAACCUAGUGUUUGAUCAUAUAAUGGGUUGCCGCCCUGUAAUAUCCUUCGUGGUGUUGUGUUGUGAUCUUAAGGGGGAAAGGGCUUACUUUGGCUCACAGUUCCAGGAUACAGUCUGUCAUGGCAGCAGGAGGGUGACACAGCUGGUUGCAUUGUGUCCCCAGUCUGGAAGCAGAGCCCGAUGAAUGCUGGGUACUCAGCUCACUGUCUUCUUUUUAAUCCAGUUCUGAACCCAAGCCCAGGGAAUGGCUCCAUUCAUAUUUAGGUUGGGUCUUUCCGUCUCAAUUACCCUAAUCUAGAUACUCCCUCAUGGGUACACAUGGAGGCUUCCCUCCUAUGAGAUUCUAGAUCCCUGUCAAACGAUGAUCAAUAUUUAUCAUAACUUGAGUCAGUAAGGCCCCCACCUCUGCAGACACCCUCUCCUCCAAGUGUGUAGAAAGGGAGAAAUUUCAACUCUUCUCCAGGUCUGCCUCUUGGUGGGUACCACCUGACACAUAUAUCUAAGCUUCUGGAUUCUCAGGGAUAAGAAUGUUCUAGUGCUGUCUUCUUCCUUGUUAUUGGUUGGCUCUCUCUCAUAGACUUACUUAUGACUGCCCUGCUUCUGUGGGUGUGACCACUAGUUUCAUGGAGCUUCUGGUCCCUGUGUAACUGCCCAGCCAUCAGGUCUCCUUCGUUUUCAAUAGUGACCGUCAGAGUGAUCCUUUCUGCACCCCUAUUCCAAAUAAAGGCCUCUUUCAGUUUGCAAAGAAUGCUUGCGUCACUGCACCAAGUCCAGGAGUUAGGGACAGAGAAGCUCAUGUCUCCUAGAGUGGCACCCUCAUUCUGUGCAUGCAUCCUGGGGACAGGAUGUCCCUUUGUCUUCUGAGCUUAUCCCCCUGCAUGCAGUGUCUGUAGCACAGGCAAUCAUGGGUGGGAGAAGGGAUUAAAGUCCCAGUGGUCUGUGCCCUUGUGAGUCUGGGCCCAUGAAUCAGCUGGGCUACAGACAGAAUCUUUAGUUUCUUACCUGGACCCACUCACUAUUCUGUCACUCAUUUUCUGCUCCAGCUUUGGGGCAGUGGUAAUGAGUCUUCAAUGACCUCCUCUUAUAGAACAGAACUGUAGUUGUAGACAAGGAGUCAGGAAGAAAGAGAACCCCUUUCUCUUUGGUCAUGGCACCCAGCGUUGGGCUUCUGUAGUAGAGCUGGACUGGGUGAUGAGGCACACCAUGGGUCGUAUGCCACUGUUACUGUCAAGGCCACUCGAUGCUAUGUCAUAUGUGUUUCUUUGUUUUGAUGUGGCAGUUGGGACACUUCCAGUGGCUGAGGGAAGUGAGGGUGUGGCAGAGGGGCUGAGAAUGUAGUAAGGAGUCUUUGGGUGAGGGAACCUGGAACAACAAGGCAGUCCCUGCCUACCUGCAGGAUUUUCCUAUAUGAGGUGAAGUGUCACAGGGCUUUGGUUGAAACUUGUGAGUUAAGUGCUGUCGAGCUGCACAGUCUGCUCUGAAGAAGCCAGAGCUCAGAGGCCAUGGCUGGCUCACCCAAAAACCCAAUAUGUAGAAUGUGUAGGGUAGCACACUUCAUGUCAAGUUGUCAUGACGCCCUAGCCUUAUUUGGGUCAUAAUGCUAGUUUUUCAUUGGGUCAUAAUGCUAGUUUUUCAUUGGGUCAUAAUGCUAGUUUUUCGUUGGGUCAUAAUGCUAGUUUUCCAGGCUUUCUUCAUUUCUGGUGUUCCCUGGUGUUGAGGCUCAGCAGAUACUAUGGAGACUUUGGACAUGCCUGGUGUGCUGAUCAUGGUUAGAUUUGGCUGUGGACUAGGAAGAGGAGAACGGAGAGGAGGAAGGGGAAGAGGAGGAAGGGGAGGAAGAGGAGGAAGAGGAAGAGGAGAUACAAGGAGCCACAUCCAUUUUCUUCAUGUCAUAUCAAGGGUUGAAAGGAUUGUGGACAAGAGGAAGAACAAGAAGGGGAAAUGGGAAUAUCUUAUCCGAUGGAAAGGCUACGGCAGCACCGAGGACACGUGGGAGCCGGAGCAUCACCUCCUGCACUGUGAGGAGUUUAUUGAUGAGUUCAACGGGCUUCACUUGCCCAAGGAUAAGAAGGUGAAGUCAGGGAAGCAGGCCGGAGCCUCCAAGCUCCUUCGCGAUGCCCGCAGUCUGCCAGUGGAAAGACUCUCCCAUCGACCACUGGAACCCGGGAAGAGCAAAUCAACUUCCCACAAGCGGAAGCGCGUCAACUCUCCCCUGUCCAGAUCCAAGAAGGGGUCUUCAGGAAAGGCUCCAGACAGGGCCACCAAGACCGUGUCCUAUAGGACUACCCCCAGUGGCUUGCAAAUCAUGCCCCUGAAGAAGGCUCAGAAUGGCUUGGAGAAUGGAGAUGCUGGCUCAGAGAAGGAUGAAUCACACUUUGGAAACGGGUCCCAUCAGCCAGAUUUGGAGUUGAAUGACCAGCUUGGAGAGCAGGAGACCAGUGAUUGCGACGGGACCCACUCUGCACUGGUGGAGAAUGGAAUUGGCUCUGCUCUGACCAACGGAGGCCUAAACCUGCACAGCCCCGUGAAGAGGAAGCUGGAGACGGAGAAGGACUAUGUCUUUGACAAAAGGCUCAGGUACAGCGUCCGCCAGAAUGAAAGCAACUGUCGGUUUCGUGACAUCGUGGUGCGGAAGGAAGAGGGCUUCACACACAUUCUUCUAUCCAGCCAGACUUCGGAUAACAAUGCACUGACUCCUGAGAUCAUGAAGGAAGUCCGGCGAGCGCUGUGCAAUGCGGCCACAGACGACAGUAAGCUGCUGCUUCUCAGUGCUGUGGGCAGCGUAUUCUGCAGCGGCCUAGACUAUUCCUACCUGAUCGGCCGUCUGUCCAGCGACCGGAGGAAGGAGAGCACGCGGAUCGCAGAAGCCAUCAGGGACUUUGUGAAGGCCUUUAUCCAGUUUAAGAAGCCCAUCGUGGUUGCCAUUAAUGGGCCAGCAUUGGGCCUGGGAGCCUCCAUUCUACCCCUCUGUGACAUCGUAUGGGCCAGUGAGAAGGCCUGGUUUCAGACACCAUACGCAACUAUCCGACUCACCCCGGCUGGCUGUUCCUCCUACACCUUCCCCCAGAUCCUGGGUGUGGCGCUGGCCAAUGAAAUGCUGUUCUGUGGGCGGAAACUCACUGCCCAAGAGGCAUGUAGCCGGGGCCUUGUGUCGCAGGUCUUCUGGCCCACGACUUUCAGCCAAGAGGUCAUGCUGCGGGUGAAGGAGAUGGCGUCUUGCAGUGCUGUGGUUUUAGAGGACUCCAAAUGCCUGGUCCGAAGCUUCCUGAAGUCAGUACUGGAAGACGUGAACGAGAAGGAGUGUCUCAUGCUGAAGCAGCUCUGGAGUUCUUCCAAAGGCCUGGACUCCCUGUUCAGCUACCUACAGGACAAAAUAUAUGAAGUUUGAAGGGCCCCAGCUCACCUGCCCCAUUGCUAAAGGGUCUCUGACUUCCAGCCGGGCCCUGUGUUUCUACCAUCGGAGCCCAGGGUCCACCCUAGCCAAGAGUUUGUCACGGUGUGUCUUUACACCUACGGUUGUAUCCAUUCCUCGUGCCCUUCGGUUGUUCCUCAUUGGUUUGAUUUUGUGUAAAGGUGGGAAACGUAGCACCCUUGGCCUCCCCAUGUCCCUGUCCCAGCCAGCCAUAGAACCUUCCAGGGAUCCAUCUUCCCAGUGCUCCGCCAGGCACUGUCUGUUGACCUUUCCCUGCACUAGCCAAAAGGCUCCUACCAUGGUCCAGAAGAGGAAGACCAACCUCCCUCAUCCUCCCAACUCAGGCUGUGUCUACACAGUGCCUCCAACCUGGAGGAGAUGAGGCCAUCACAGUUCUCUGGUUAUGUGAUCUGGGACCAGGGGACAAUAUCUUAGGGAAUUCACAGACCAACAAGCGUGUGGCAAGCACUCGACUACAUAGGCCUGGCUUCAAUCUUCUCUCCAAUGCAACUCGGCGUGACUCUUAGGGCUUGGUCUUAAAACCCAACUGAGUGAUUUACAAACCCAGAUAAUUGUACAUUUUAGAAAUGUUUUGUUAAAUAUAUAUUUUUAAAACAACGUAAGUGGAAAUUCUGAUAAUUUAUGUGUAUUAUAUGUAAAGCUAGUUUUGCAAAAAAGAAAAAAGAAACAUGACUUACUAGGAAAUUUUUUUCUUUAUUCGGGUUUAUUUUAUUUAUUUAUUUUUGUUGUUUAUAUAUUAUGGAGUCUAUUGUUCACACAGAUCUUAUUUUCAUACCACCCUGGACCAAAUACUAUCCGAGGUGCACGCCGUUUGGUGCGUUCUCACGAUGAGCCACGUGGAAAGAAAAGGAGAUAAGAACGGAUUAAAGCCUGUUUCAGACUCUCUGCGUGCUGCCCUUAGGGCAGAAUGCCAGUUCUCUAAUCUUUGAGGACAAGUCAUGGUGGCAUUUUUUUCUUUCAGUCGCUAUCAUUCAGGAGAAAUGGAGGACUCUUGUUAGACCCAUCCCUAAGUGUGUGAUGUUCAGAAGGGAUGGGAGCAGCUUAUCUUUAGGAUAAUACAUUGCCUAGGGUGAGACAUUUUUUUGCUCUGGGAUAAAUAAGUGAACUUGGAUUUCCAAGACCUUUCCUUCCAUAUGGACGUUAAUGUCUUGGUUGGCCUUCUGGGGGUGUUGAGGAAGAGAACUCAGUCUCAAGAGUUUCUUCACGGUCCAAACCUGAACACUAAAUCUUUAAUUUUUUUUUUAAGCUGGGAGAAAACAAAAACAAGGAUGGCUCUAACUAGCAGGGCGGUCUCCUUGCCUCACUGGCCCUAGCCUACUGGAGGCCUCCAAUAGCUGUCUUUAUGUCACCCAAUCAAAGUCCCUGAUUCUGCACUGAGGGAGAGUUUCAGUUUGAGUUGGUGAAGAGACAGGAAAUGGAAGGGACUCCUUGUGAUUGGGGCCUUAAACCUAUUUGCUCAGAGAAAAAUUAGACCAUGACGGAGGCUGGAGGGGCCAGGCUAGCUCUAGAUGGGUUACAACCUUGACUGUUGUUCUUUUUCUUCAAUUCCCUCUGAGUUUCCAGCCUUUCUUAACCCUUCCUUAGGGACAAUGGGGUACAGCACAGAGUCGGCCCAGUUUGUGGAGGGGGUGGGGAAGGUAGGCUGAAAAAGUAGAGAUGGUUGUUUGCCUGCCCUUGAGUGGGAAUAGCUGCCCCCCAGUCACAAGUAGAAGGGAUGCCUGGCCCUAAGCUUUGAAUGACCCAGGUGGCUGGAUGCUUGCAUGAUGAUUAGUGAAGUGACCCUCUAAAUAGUGGCUCCCACAUGCACUUGGCCUUGAAUGACCUUGCUUGGCUCUGUAGAAAUGCUUUAGAGCUCAGAAGGGUUUGAGAAGAGAAGACUUUUACUUCUCUAUUCACCACCAGCCUGUCCCGCCUUGGCCAUGAGGGGCCUGAGAAUAUAGUCACCUUGGUUGUGUUUGGUCACAGGAAAAUGGAAUGGAAGCUCGUAGCUCCCUGGAGUCCCUAUAAUACUGUAGGAACUGUGGACUAGGGUAUAGAGAAUUAACGCAGGAGAACGCCUGGGUCUGCUGUUGUCCCUUCUCCAUUGGAUGUACACUUCCUGCAAACCCUUAUAACAGCUUUUGUUCUUUAGGUGUCUGAGAAACUCUUAACUGACUGCUGCUUCUGUAGGAGCCCCCUCCCCCAACCCCAUGCUUUCUGAUUAGCUUCUGAUCGAGCCAGUUUUGUCCACGGGGAAGCAAGUUGUCAGGAUUCUUUCUAGAAACAUUACAGGAUGCAUCUUUGACUCCCAUUGACACAACCAGAGAUGCUUUCUCUUUAGGUGUUGGACGAGCGCCAAACUUGCGAACGUGCAGAGAACCCGUGAUGACUUGGGUAGAUAGACACGGACUAUUUCUAAGGUAGAAUUCACACUGCUUGUUUUUUUAAAGACUGUGUUUUAUCUGUUUGAAGGGGGUAGCUCUGUCCCAUGGGCACAAGUCUUUUUAGUCAACCUACUGGGCCGGCUGAAUCAUGAGAGUUGGUAUUUUCAGGCUGGCUGUUGGGAUAGCGUCGGGUUGAAAUCCAGAUGACCUACAUAACAGUAUAUUGAGCUGGGAUGGAAAAUACCCAUUGAGUGGUUGUGUCCAGGUUAUCCUAAAAGCUUUAUUGAGGUAGGGUGCUGGCUCCCAUCUUUUACUUUGUACCCCAGUGUCCCCUCUCCUCCCAUGAGGCCCUUCUGCUUGUCCCAUUACUCUCUGUUCCUUUCCGCAUACCCCUUUCCUAGACUCGGAGUAAGUCUUUGCGGAAUUGUAGAUGGUCUUUGGAGAGACAGCUAUAGGCAAGAGGUGGAGACUUCCUCUUCUGAGUCAAGGUUUCCUUUAGCAAGCCAAUUGGAACUCUCCUCUGUUUACCAAAACCUUGGUGGUGGCAACUCCCAGCAAUCUCAUAGGACACUGCUGAGGUUAACUGCUCCAAUCCCAGGCGACUUUUGAAGCGUUAUGGUUAAGAUGGCCAGACCCCCUCAGCACUGGGAAGCCACCCCCUACUGUGGUGUUCUUUUCAGGUGACCCUUUACUGCAUAGAGGCAAAAUCUGAAGGAAACUCGUAUGCUGAGAAGGCAGGGACUACUUGUAGGAAAUAGGGAACUGACAGAAAAAUCUUGUUCUGUGGCGUAGACCAAACUGGGAACUGUCCUCUGAGAAGCGGGAAAAGACGACUUCUCUGUGUGAAGUUCAACCUGGGGAUAGGAAAAUAAUGACAGGAGACUUUGGACAACACAAUUAUAUCUCCGAAUCCCUCUUUUACAAACAGCCUUUACUGAACGCUGAAUUGUCUCCCUCAUUACCAACUGCUGGUUUCAAGAGCCUCUUAAAUGGUUUGUUAAAAAAAGUUGGUUUUUUUUUAAUUUGGAAUUUAGUCCUAUCCACACACUUUUAAAACCUAGUUUCUGUAGAAGGUUUUUGUUUUGUUUUUUAUAAAAAUAAAAAAUAGAGACAUCCACAAAUCUUCCUAUGGGGAUAUUUUGAAGGAAGGCUUGCUUCUCUCCUGUGUUUCUGUAUUAAGAUACUUAGAUCUGUUGUAUAUAUGAGUCAAGAUGCCCUCACUAAUAUACACAGUAUUUAAGACUCCAAAUGAGAUUUCUUAAGUAUUUUAUUUUAUUCUCUGUACAUGGUUUUGUAGAAUCUUGGAAAUUUACACUUUGGUUUUGUAGAUAUAUAUCUUUGGGGAGGGAGGUUGUCUUGCAUGUGUGUUUUUUGUUGUAGCUAAGUGUUACAUUGUCCUUUCUGCAGGCUUUGGUUGAAAUGCUUAAUAGACUUUAAUACAGUAAAUAUAUUUUCAGAAUAUAAACUUUUAUAUUUCUGUGGUAAAUUAGGACAUGCGUUUUAGGCAAUCUUUUCCAUUAAUAUCACUUCUUCCUUCUGGGGGAAAAUAUAUAUCUCAUAUUGGUUUGGUGCCAAUGUUUUGUUUUUUUGGUUCUUAAUUUUCUUUUAUUUAAAAUCGGGUAGUCUUACAUUUUUAAGAAAUCAAGUCAACUUUCUUUUCCUCUAGAAGUCAUUGCGUUUGAAAUCUAAUUUGAAAAUGUAUUGAAUCUGCGAAUAAGCCUUACCAUUAGGUUCAAUAAUCCUUCUGACCUUUCAAAACUACACGUGUAGCUCAAGAUCUCCCCUUCCCCCCCCCCAUAAAUUCUCACUGUGUGGCAGUUGAUGGAGUUCAGAAAAGAGCCUUAAGCUUGUUGCAAAAUAAUAAUAAUAAUAAUAAAUUAAUUAAAAGGGUAAUACGGGUUGUUUCCUCCAUGUAAGCCAUGUUGGUGGGCUCAGUGCAGUCUGUAAGUCAUUCAUGGCUAAUCUGAAGGGAGUAGUGGAAGGAGCUGAUGGCGCCAGGGACCAGGUGGCAUCCUCGGCGAAUGUCUUUGGCCAUAAGAGUGGACCAAGGGUAGGUUUUCUAAGCCACUUUCAUUCUAGUAGUAUGGUUGAGGGAUGGUGACAGGGAGGGCUGCUAAAUCAUCAUUUGUUCUCAACAAGUGACAUUUCCUGCUCCUGACCCUGUUGGGGACCCCAGGGUAGCUAAAGUCCGUGCUCUCUGAGAGAUGUUAGCAAAGUUUACAUUAAGAGUCUUGCUGUGUAGACAAUCUGGAGUCAGUUUUUGUUCCAUCUUCAACAUCGCCAUGUGUCCUUGGUGUUUCUAUGAGGAAGUGUGUGUCAAGCUAUACUAGAGUGGAAUGUAGCUGGAUGAAGGUAUUGUAGCUACAGAGCGGGAACAGUAAGUGAUAGAGUAUGUCCAGGGCUGUUUCGAUGGUGCAAAAAUCUCAGAAAUAGACUUAGGUCUUAAAAAUCAAGUUAUAAUGUCUUUUGGCCAGUGGUACUCCAGCCACCACCAGCUGAUUCUCCUUACCCACCCUUGAAAUGGGAACUUGCAUUUAGGGCUAUGUGACUUAGCAUGAGGUCCAUCUCUACAAAGUGUUCAAAGUCACUUUCUCAGCCUUUAAGGAUUAAGAUUGGCAUGUAUGUCAGUCAGAAGACAUGAUGUCUAGAGUUAAGCUUCAGCCUUAUAUCUCUGGGUUUGUCUCACCUCUUUAUCCCAACAUCUAGUCUGAUGCAGGAGCUUGUCAACUCUGAGAUGCUCAGAGGGUGAUUGUUGACUCCAGGAUGUUCAGAGGGUGAUUGUUAACUCUGGGAAGUUCAGGGGGGUGAUUGUUGACUUUGGGAUGUUCAGAGGGUGAUUGUUGACUCCAGGAAGUUUAGAGGAUGAUUGUGAGUUCUCCAUCUAGUCUUGAACUUGCCAUCGUGCCAUUAGUCCCAGCUUGAAGUUAUUUUUCUAAUGUCUACAUUAACAAGAUUAUGAAAAAUAAUUGCCUUUCAUAAAACCAAGGACCAAAGAUUCCAUUAUUCCAACCAAGCUUGAGUUUCAUAAGCUGCAGGCACAUCUGGGUUCAGAUGUGUGAGCUUCACAGCACAGAGGAACCCUUGGUUCCUCCUACCACCAAACCAAUGCUCCCUGACUAGCCAUGCAGAGAAGUUGAAUAUCUCUUGAAAAGGCUCUGAAGGAAGAGUUUCUGAGAUGGGAACUUAGUAUCUCAGGUGGGUGUUUCCGCUGUAUAGCCUCAAGUUUUCAUUUAUCCCAUUAUAAAGUGGAGGUCAGAGAUUCCCCUUCGGGUCUCUAACCAUGGUCAACUCUUACAUUUGCAUGUGGGCCUCCAUCUGUUUUGCAGUUAGGAGUUAGGUCUUCAGUGGUACAUCCUGUGACUGCCAGAUGUCCAUCUCUUUAGUUCCUCAUCGAGCCAUCCCACUUCCUGCUUGGUAGAACAAGAAUGUUCCCGGUGCCCCCACCAGGGGUUUCCCCAUUUUCAACCUCACUCACGAUGAUGCCAUUGGCCUCUAACUAAUCCAGAAGACUAAAUGUUAAAGAAGGGGUAUUCUACUGGUAAGGCUUAUUACCCAACUUCUGAUACUAAAGCCAGCUACCAAAAACAUAUCCAGCUCACCCUGGGAGUGUUUGGGUUGGAUCAUGGACGUAGCAAACACACCAAAAUCCAUGAAUACCUUUGCAGGUUAGGUUGCUCAUUUUCUUUUUGCUAGAUUUUCACAGGAAGGUCUUUAGUUCUGGAUCCUUGUAAGUAUGAGUCCUCCAUAGCAUCAUAUGCAGGUAUAGCUGGUCCAUUCUCCACACUGUAAAUAUUUUUCCCAAACUGGGUGCAGUACUGAGGGUAAUAAUCUUCUGAUUUAUCAAAUGCUGACUGUCUGGAGCAAAUCGUCCGCUCUUUGUGAAUGGUCCUGUAACGUAUAUGAACAUAUUUCUGGGUGCCUUAGAAGUUGUAUUUUUCAUGUGUGCUAAUAUGCAGUAUUUAUACAUUGUGAGAAGCUGCUUUGAAUAAAAAGAUUGAAACUUUGUCUCCA
This is a messenger RNA of Rattus norvegicus (Norway rat), 30262 nucleotides long. Lineage: Eukaryota; Metazoa; Chordata; Mammalia; Rodentia; Muridae. The record is from RefSeq and is a predicted model, not a curated record.